Messenger RNA from Pollicipes pollicipes, 1299 nucleotides. RefSeq lists its product as uncharacterized. The record is from RefSeq and is a predicted model, not a curated record. NCBI's taxonomy places the organism in Eukaryota, Metazoa, Arthropoda, Thecostraca, Pollicipedomorpha, Pollicipedidae.
ACCGCCUCGUGGCUGCGCAAGAUCGUGGAGAACUCACCCGAGCGACAAGUGGACGUGGUCAUGCGGAAACUGCCGGCGACGGAGCUGCCGUCGCCCAGUGUACAGUCUCUGACACUGGCCCUGGAUCAAGCCACGGAACGCCCGACAGUGGAGAGGCUGCCAUCGGACGAGACGCGACGCCAGAGUCAUCUGGACAUCCGCUGGGCGGGCUUGGAAAUGGGCGCCGCCUAUCAAAUGGCGUUGUUCGACGUCGGCUCCAACAUCACCACUGACUUUAUCGCGUUCAACGCGUUUCCAACAUGCCUGGAGGACGAGUACCAGCUGAAGGGGCUCUGCUUCUGGCCCUCCGCACAGAUGUCGAGCUACUUUCAAGGCAAUGCUCAGUGUCAGACUCGCAAGAGCACCAUCCCCAGGAGCCAGCCUUAUAUCGCACCCGUCAUCACUGAUAAGGAGGAGCAGCUGUUCGAGAACAUCUCUGUCUGGCUGGACCGCAGCUUCUGGGUGGGUCAGCAAAGGCCGCGGCGUAGCAGCAGUGACGGCGUCGAGGAGCAGCCGGGCUGGGCCCUGAGGGUGCCACGCGCCCUGGGGCCUGCCUACCGGACCGGCUCCGGAUCAGCCGAGCCCCCGGUAACCAGCCCGUCCACCGGGGCCGAGGCGGAACUGCUGUCCACGCCGGCUGGUCGGCCGACUCCUCCUCCGGACGUGGAGCUGCUCGUCAGGCGGCGCCCAGCCCUGGGAGACGCCGAUGCGGCGGCCAGGCUGCCGCCCUCCCCACCACCGGACGUGGAGCUGCUGGACAAGCGUUUGCCUGCACCGCCUGCCGCGGGAGCUCCGUCUGAGCACGUCCCUCCGUCUGACGCGGAGGCUUCGUUCAAGCUGCCCGUACUGCAGCCCUUCGCUAACGCUGGUCUGGAGACCUGGCACGUGCCGGCGCAGCACCCCGGAGAAUCACGGGAAGGACUGCCCGAGGAGGCCUCCGUGAACUGGACACAGCCGGAGGGCGACCAGCAGUGUUUGUUCGUGCAAAGGGGCCUGCCAGGAGUGCAGAGGACGUCCAACUGCGAGAUGAACCUUCACGUCAUGUGCAGACUCGCCCUGACAGUGUCAGUACCCGAACUGCGUGCCGAGGACAUCCUCGUGACCCCGCGCAGCAGUUGGAUCCGCCUCGACUGGCGGCUGCCCGACUCGUGGCAUGCCACGUACCAGGUCACCGUGCUUCGCAGACCGGACGGAGCCGAGCGUGGCCGGCCGAAACGCAAGGUCGUCCCUAGCGUCACCUAUCCCGGACCGCCCGGUUAG